Cordyceps fumosorosea ARSEF 2679 is the source of this 873-nucleotide messenger RNA. RefSeq lists its product as hypothetical. The coding region runs from base 1 to 873 and encodes 290 amino acids. The transcript is spliced from 2 exons. NCBI's taxonomy places the organism in Eukaryota, Fungi, Ascomycota, Sordariomycetes, Hypocreales, Cordycipitaceae. The record is from RefSeq and is a predicted model, not a curated record.
AUGCUCUCCCUCGCCAUCCUGCCGGCGCUCGCCGCGCUCGUCGCCGCCACCACAGACAUUGAACACGCCGCGCUCCCAUCCUACCACUACGGCGCGCCCAUCCCGAUUGAGUGCAUGAACCGGAGCUCAGAAACCGGCGAGCACAUCGAAGACAGCAACCACCAGUUCCAGUGGAUCCCCUUUCCCGAGUGUAGGGAGACGGGCAAGCCUCUCGAGUUCGGCUACGGCAUCGAGGGCGAGGUCAACUGCACCAUCCCCAUCUCGCACGACUUCUUCCACCUCCUCGAGUUCUACAUCCACAGCGACGCGCCGCUGUCCUGCCGGCUGCCCGCGCGCCCGCCCGCGGAGGUCAGCGUCGUCGGCGAGGUGCCACCGCCGCGCGAGCACGUGCCGCUCGUCUUCGCCGUCGCCGGCACCCUCCAGCUCAGCCACAUGCACGUCUCGACGCGCAUGAACGUGCUGCUGCACGCCGUGCCCAAGCACCACCUGCACCGCCACGACAGCGGUGUCAUCGACUCGGCCAUCUCCUACAGCACCAGCCCGCUCGCUCAUGCCAUCGAGGACGGGUCGCCGGCGUCGACCAAGCUGACCAUCGGCGAGCCCCUGCCGCUGCGCUUCUCGGUGCGCUGGUUCCCGGGGCCGCACCUGCCGCACUCGGAGGGGAGGGUGGAGUGGCAGGGGCUCGGUGGCCAUAUCUAUGCGAGCACAUUCUUCUACAGCGUGGUGUCGUUUGUGGCCGGCGCGCUGGUGGCGGCCAUGUACACGCUGGGCGUCGUCCUGCCGAGGAGGCUGCGGAAUCGGGCGCUGGGCGGCGCGACGCCGCUGGGCCACGGCCUUGGCAACGGCUGGGGAUACUCCAAGCGCUUGGACUGA